This is a messenger RNA of Camellia sinensis, 3616 nucleotides long. NCBI's taxonomy places the organism in Eukaryota, Viridiplantae, Streptophyta, Magnoliopsida, Ericales, Theaceae. The record is from RefSeq and is a predicted model, not a curated record.
CCCUAUCUGAUCGUCACUUACCGGCGGCAGUCGGCGGCGGAGGGAGGCGGAGGCGGUGGUGGUGGUGGUGGUGGAGCAGUUUUCAUUGCCGGUAACUACCCGGUGACUGGUGAAACCUCUAGAGGACUCUGAUUAUGAAGCAAACCCUAGAAAGCAGCAGGACCAAGCAACCAAACACCACCACCAAUGGCUUCAUCCCCCAUUCUCUCAGGUUCAUUUCUUCUUGUAUCAAGACUGUCUCUUCCAACGUUCGCUCCGCCGGAGCCUCCGUCGCUGGAUCGAUCUCCGGCGACUCCGACGAGCAACACAAGGACCAGGUUCUAUGGGCUUCCUUCGACAAACUAGAGCUGGGUCCAUCUUCUACCAAGCGCGUUCUCUUACUUGGUUACUCCAAUGGCUUUCAAGUCCUUGAUGUUGAAGAUGCUUCUAAUUUCAGUGAAUUGGUUUCAAGGCGUGAUGAUCCAGUCACAUUUUUACAGAUGCAGCCCAUCCCUGAAAAGUCUGAGGGCCGUGAAGGAUUUAGAACAUCACAUCCCUUGGUUUUGGUUGUUGCAAGUGAUGAAACAAGAAGCUCGGGUCCCAUGCAACAUGGGAGAGACGUUUUGGUCAGAGAUGGUUAUAUUGAACCUCAAAUGGACAAUCUACUCAACUCUCCAAUGGGUGUUCGAUUUUACUCAUUAAAGUCUCACAAUUAUGUUCAUGUUCUGAGAUUCCGUUCAACUGUGCAUAUGGUUAGAUGCAGUCCACGAAUAGUGGCUGUGUGUCUUUCAGCACAAAUAUACUGCUUUGAUGCACUAACUUUUGAAAGUAAAUUCAGUGUCCUUACUUAUCCUGUUCCUCAGUUGGGAGGCCCAGGAUUGGUUGGAGUUAAUAAUGGCUAUGGCCCAAUGGCUGUGGGCCCCAGAUGGUUAGCUUAUGCUUCCAACAACCCAUUGUCAUCGAACACAGGACGUCUAAGCCCCCAUAGUCUUAGCCCUUCUCCAGGUGUCAGUCCUUCCACCUCACCUGGCAGUGGAAAUCUGGUGGCUCGAUAUGCAAUGGAGUCAAGUAAGCAGUUAGCUGCUGGAUUAAUGAAUCUGGGUGACAUGGGAUACAAAACUUUAAAUAAAUAUUAUCAUGAACUUGUUCCUGAUGGCUCUGGUUCUCCCAUAUCAUCAAAUUCGGGCAGGAAAGUUGGCAGAGCUACAUCACAAUCAACUGAAACUGACACUGCUGGGACGGUUGUUAUUCGAGAUUAUGUGUCUAGAGAUGUUGUGUCACAAUUUAGGGCUCAUACUAGUCCUAUCUCUGCUCUAUGCUUUGACCCAAGCGGUACUCUCCUAGUUUCUGCCUCUAUACAUGGGAACAAUAUAAAUAUCUUCCGUAUCAUGCCGUCACAAAAUGGAUCAGGAUUUCAAAGCUAUGAUUGGAGUAGUUCUCAUGUGCACCUUUACAAGCUCCGUCGUGGCAUGACUUCAGCUGUGAUUCAAGACAUUUGUUUUAGUCAAUAUAGCCAGUGGGUAGCUAUUGUUUCAUCCAGGGGGACUUGCCAUAUAUUUGUUCUAUCACCUUUUGGUGGUGAGACUGGUCUUCAAAUACAGAAUUCUCAUGUUGAUGGGCCUAGCCUCAUUCCUGUUCUAUCCCACCCAUGGUGGUUUUCUUCAUCUCUUAUGAUAAAUCAGAAGUCUUGUCCUUCACCUCCACAACCUAUCACUCUCUCUGUGGUUAGCAGGAUAAGACUUGGUACUUUUGGGUGGCUAAAUACAGUCAGCAAUGCUGCAUCUUCUGCAGCCGGGAAGGCUGCCUUGCCAUCUGGUGGUGUUGCUGCCAUUUUUCACAGUUCUGUGCAUCCCCAUAUGCGACCAGCUCUCUCAAAUGUCAAUGCCUUGGAGCACCUAUUGGUUUAUACUCCUUCUGGUAAUGUAAUUCAAUAUGAACUUCUGCCUUCAGUGGGGGGAGAACAAGGUGAAUCUCCUUCGAGAACGAGGACAGGUUCAUUGGUGCAGAUGCAAGAGGAAGAGUUACGUGUGAAAUUUGAACCUGUUAAAUGGUGGGAUGUCUGUCGAAGAUUAGAUUGGUCUGAGAGAGAGGAAAGCAUUUAUGGGAUUGCUACUGGUGGACAAGAAUCUGCAGCAAUGGUUAUGGAUACUUUAGAUUAUCAAGAUAAUGAUACUGUGGAAAAGGAUUUGGUAAAGCGACAUGAACAUGCUCGUUGGUAUCUCUCUAAUGCAGAGGUGCAAUUAAGGUCUAGGAGAAUACCAAUUUGGCAAAUGUCGAAGAUAUAUUUCUUUAAGAUGAGUGUUUCGGGGGAUGAAGAGCAUAAUCUCAGUAAAGAUGAUACUGGUGGAGAGAUUAAGAUUGAAAAGAUUCCUGUUCUCGAAGUUGAGAUAAAGCGGAAGGAUUUACUCCCUGUUUUUAAUCGUUUCCACAGGAUUCAAUCAGACUGGAGUGACGACAGUGGUCUGGCUGGAGGUAAAUGUUUUACAUCAUCUUAUUCUCACUGUGACCUCGUUGGGCAGAAAUAUCCAACUUCAUCUUCUUCUCUUCCCUGUGGUUGGGAGAAGUUCUCAGAAGAUGCUAUAAUUUCCCAUACUAAGCGGGUGUCACGCUCGCUUGAAAACCCGCACAUUGGGUCAUCAAGAACACCUGCAACCGUGCAUGAUUUAGAUCGAGUGGAUAGUUUGAGGUCUUGUCCUCAGAUUGUCGUAACUGCAAAUGAGAACGAUGGAGUAGAAGGACAGAAUUCUAUUUUAGCAUUGACUCCACUGAUCCAAAGGUCCUUCAAAAAAACUGACAUAUCAACUUCUCGCGAACUAUAUGCAACCACCAUUUCUUCCGCGGAAGAAAAUUAUGUCAUAAAUACUACAUCUUCUCCACACAACAGUGCACUUUCUACUGGAGGAACUAUAGCCAGAGAAGUUCAGUCUUCUAGUAAUGUUGUGACUGGUGAAGUUUCAAAUACAAGUUCUAACCAUUCUGACUCGAUUGUGAAUAUUCUUGAUGAGGGUCCAGUGCAUGAAGAUAUGCGUGACCCACUAGAUUUUGGGCAAUAUUUUGAAGAGGGAUACUGUAAAGCGUCGAGUCAUGAUGAAUGCCCUGAAUUAACGGAAGUUGUCACUAAUGUUGACAGCAGCAAUAGUCCUUGCGACAAGGAGAAAUCUGAAGAAGAUGGGGACAAUGACGACUUGCUUGGAGGUGUAUUUGCCUUCUCUGAAGAAGGUUGAUUUGCCCCGCCUUCCUGUGUACGAGUCUCAUGCCGCCUGCCAACAUUUUGUGCUCAAUUUGUUGUAGAAAGGCCGGUGGCUAGGGCUCAGAGGCAUGGUGUGAUCGUACUUGUCAGCAGUGCAGGCUAUAUAUAUUGCUGUCUGAAAACCAAAUCCUACUGACUAAUUGGUGGAAGAUUGAGCACGUAUUCUUUGGCUGAUCCUAGUGUUUGCCGGAGUGAAAAUGCAGGUUUCAUCGCCUUCUAAUUCUCUUGUACAUGUUGUAUAUUAAAAUUUUAUGAUAUGAAUGAUUUGUCUGGACAGAUAUUUUUUUUAUUUUUUUUUUAUAUCUCUGUGCUGUGUAACAAUAUUUGUUCUUCAAAGAAAAAAGAAAAUAAAGAGGAAAAUGAAAAAUAGCCCAUUCUGCUGUACAA